AUGGCAGUACCUGUUGAUAACGCCAAUUGGUUUUACGGUAAACCUACUUCGAGCUGCUUCAUGGAGACCGAGCCCAACCAACGGUGGAAAGUGUUGCAGGACAGUGGCAACCAGUCUCCACAGGCGUGGUUCCUUGUAAUCAACUCUCUGAUGAAGGAAGCUCAAAACACCGCUGAUCCCCAAGGGACGUCUACCCUAGACAACCCUGGCCAUUCACAGUUCAGUCGCCGUUCCCCAACGCCCGAGCCGGCCACAGAGGUUCGCCAAAAUUUGGAGACCUUGGCGAACGCGGUACGCUGCUUUAGCCUGGCCUUGCCCGACCGUCUCCACUAUCGCGGCCAGUAUCUAGUCUUUGGUGCCCCUGUCCCACGGCAGGCAGAAUCUCAGCGACAGUAG
Molecule: messenger RNA, 396 nt
Organism: Penicillium argentinense
Lineage: Eukaryota; Fungi; Ascomycota; Eurotiomycetes; Eurotiales; Aspergillaceae
Exons: 1
Coding region: 1-396 (131 amino acids)
Source: RefSeq, a predicted model, not a curated record